CGCAGCGUCUCCCUGACCAACCUCGUGCACAUCCAUCUUUGCAGCUGCGCGCGAUGUCUUGCUGUACGGACGGCGCGGCCAUGGCGGCACUGCCGCUCAAGCUCCACUUCGUGCUGGUGCCGCUCCUCGCGCAGGGCCACGUCAUCCCCAUGAUGGACAUGGCGCGCCUCAUCGCCGGCCGCGGCCGCGGCGCGCGCGUCACCGUCGUCCUGACCCCCGUCCACGCCGCGCGCAACAGGGCCGUCCUGGAGCACGCCGGCCGCGCCGGGCUCGCCGUCGACUUCGCCGAGCUCGAGUUCCCGGGACCCGCGCUGGGCCUGCCCGAGGGGUGCGAGAGCCACGACAUGAUCAGGGACUACACGCAUUUCAGGCUCUUCUGCGACGCCAUGUCCCUGCUCGCCGAGCCGCUCGAGGCGUACCUCCGCGCGCUGCCGCGGCGGCCUGACUGCAUCGUCGCCGACUCGUGCAGCCCGUACCCGGCGGACGUCGCGCGGCGGCUCGGCGUCCCGCGGCUGGUGUUCCACGGCCCGUCGGCCUUCUUCCUCCUCGCGGUGCAUAACCUGGCCAAGAACGGCGUGUACGACCGCGUCGCCGACGACUUCGAGCCGUUCGAGGUGCCGGACUUCCCGGUACGCGCCGUGCUGAAUCGGGCAACGUCGCCCGGGUUCUUCCAGUCGCCGGGGCUAGAGAGGCACCGGCGCGACAUUCUCGACGCCGAGGCCACCGCCGACGGCCUGGUCCUCAACACGUGCGCGGCUUUCGAGGGCGCGUUCGUCCAGCGGUACGCCGAGGCGCUCGGCCUGAAGGUCUGGGCAAUCGGGCCACUCUGCCUCCUCGACUCCGACGCCGAAACCACGGCGGUGAGAGGUAAUCCCGCCGCCGUGGACGCCAGUCUCGUCGCGUCAUGGCUGGACGCGAGGCCGCCACAGUCCGUGCUCUACGUAAGCUUCGGCAGCGUCGCGCACUUGUUCCCGACGCAGGUCGCCGAGCUCGCUGCCGGACUGGAGGCAUCAAACCGGCCGUUCAUCUGGGUGGCCAAGGAGACCGACGGCCUCGACUCCGGUCUCGACGGGCGGGUGGAAGGGCGGGGCCUCGUCAUCCGUGGCUGGGCGCCGCAGAUGGCCAUUCUGUCCCACCCUUCCGUCGGCGGCUUCCUGACGCACUGCGGAUGGAACUCGACGCUGGAGUCUCUCUCCCACGGCGUGCCGCUUCUGACUUGGCCGCAGUUCGCCGACCAGUUCCUUACCGAGAUGCUGGUCGUGGACGUGCUCGGCGCCGGCGUCCGGACCGGCAUCAAAGUACCUAUCACGCACGUGGUCAGCAACCCCGAGAUGUCGAAAGUGCAGAUCGGGAGGGAGGCCCUGGAGAGAGCGGUGGUUGCCUUGAUGGACGAGGGGGCGGCGAUGCGGGUGAAGGCGAAGGAGCUCGCCGUGAAGGCGACGGAGGCAAUGGCGGAGGGUGGGUCCUCGGACAGCGACCUGGCGAGCUUGGUUCGCCAUGUCGCGGAGCUCGUACAGCAAGGUAAAGACGCCGUGGAGGUCCAUGACGCGCCUGACCUCAGGGAGCAGGAAGAAGAAACUAGUUGAUCCGUCAGGACAAAUAGUGGGGAUCGAUCAGGGCGCAUUUUCGUGGCAGUUUUCCUCAUCAUAUUCAUAGUCAUAUAACAGGUGGCUCGAACCAGAUUAUGAAAUUCUACCUGAUGAAGAUCGGAUCUGGAAGCAGCAGAUGUCAACGGCGUGUUACUUUCAAAAAAAAAGAUGUCAACGGCGUGUCAUCAAAGAUCUUAGUCAACUCAAAAAAAGCAUAUUGUGGUCAUUUACUUUUCAAAACAACUUGUAUUGUGGCUACCCAAUUGCCAGCAAAAUGUAGUAAUCAUUUAAAUUCUUUUUCUA
Triticum dicoccoides is the source of this 1892-nucleotide messenger RNA. RefSeq names its product UDP-glycosyltransferase 73E1-like. Gene Ontology annotation, molecular function: UDP-glucosyltransferase activity. Lineage: Eukaryota; Viridiplantae; Streptophyta; Magnoliopsida; Poales; Poaceae. The record is from RefSeq and is a predicted model, not a curated record. The transcript has a single exon. The coding region runs from base 54 to 1586 and encodes 510 amino acids.